AUGGAAUGGGGUGUUAAAGAAAAUAGGAUUGCGGUGAUCGCCUUGCACAAAGUGGGUAUGGAGCCGUCGGUCAUAUUCAAGACACUUCAAAAGCUUGGAAUCGGCCGUAUGUUCGUAUAUCGUACUAUUAACAAACACAACAACAUUUCCUCUAUCGAAUACCAUAAAAGAUUGGGGAGGCCACGUGCUUUUAGAUCUACAAAGGCUGAUAAUGCUGUUAAAGCCAGAAUUCGUCGAAAUCCAAAUCCAGAACAAAAAAUCGCGAGAAAUGAAGAUUCCCGCUAG
This is a messenger RNA of Parnassius apollo (apollo), 285 nucleotides long. The record is from the annotation of a GenBank genome assembly. NCBI's taxonomy places the organism in Eukaryota, Metazoa, Arthropoda, Insecta, Lepidoptera, Papilionidae.